This is a messenger RNA of Cylas formicarius (sweet potato weevil), 2512 nucleotides long. It is a transcript of the gene Pep, whose product is annotated as zinc finger protein on ecdysone puffs. The coding region runs from base 166 to 2025 and encodes 619 amino acids. The record is from RefSeq and is a predicted model, not a curated record. NCBI's taxonomy places the organism in Eukaryota, Metazoa, Arthropoda, Insecta, Coleoptera, Brentidae. Gene Ontology annotation, molecular function: nucleic acid binding; zinc ion binding. The transcript is spliced from 6 exons. Gene Ontology annotation, cellular component: nucleus.
ACCCCACUGUGGUAAAGAAGUUAGCCGUACAAGUUGGCGUUCAUGUUGAAUUGAGUUGUUAUCGCAGACAUUUUGUUUGAUACCGGGUUAUAGUUAUAGAUAUAAUUUUCCGGGAAAUAAGCAUUUUUGUAUUUUUGCUAAUAAUUUCACAGAGGAGUUGAAAUAAUGUCGAAUCGAAGAAUGGGUGGAAUGGGCGGCCCUAGAGGCAAUCGCUCUUUUUCUCAGCAACCCUUCCAAGGCGGUGUAAGUCCCUGGCAAGGGAAUUCCAAUAAUAUGAAUCAAGGCGGAUUACUUUCCCAAUUAACAUCAAACCCGCAACUAGCUCUAGCUUUAACUAGUUUACUCCAGCCUCAGCAGCAGCAGAUGAACAAUCCACCGUCAUUACUUUCUUUGAAUACAUCUGCAUUUUCCCAAAAUCGAGAUUUCGGUCGAUUUGGUAACCGAGGCCGUGAUAUCAGGCGACACGAGCCUUAUAAUAAGAACCGUGGUGGUUGGCGUAACGACUACAAAGGCCGCCCCAAUAAUAAAAACCAGAAAGAUAACAAACCAAAGGAUAUAAAAAAAAAGGAUGAGAAGAAAGAUGACAAAAAAGAUGUCAAAGUUAAAAAAGAUGAUAGCGCGGAUACUACCAUUGAUUUGUCCAUAGACGAAGAGAAGGACAAUGAAAAGAAACGAGACUGGAAGGAUGAAAAAAAUCAGGCGGACCUCAAGGAAGAAAGCGGAGACGAAGAAGAAAAGGAUAACAAGGAAGGGAAAGAGGGAAGAUAUGUGGGAGUGCCGCAAAAAUAUUUAAGUUGCUUCGUUUGUAAUAAGCAAAUGUGGGAUGGGGAAUCGAUGGGAAAACACGUCAGAGGUAGGGCUCAUCGGCAGAUGAUGAAGAGCCUCGAAGAGAGUAUUCAUAUAACUGUCAAUAUUUUGCGCGAAAAUAUGAGGCUUACAGAGGAAAGAAAAAUGAUAGAGCUCAAUCGUAUGCAACGUUUGAAAAAGUUUGGAAAGAACUUUCACGAACCUGAGAGCCACUGCAACAUGUGCGACUUGAAAUUUAUGGGAAAAAUUGUUUCCCAUCGCCGCACCGACGGCCAUCAGCGUCUCAAGAGAUACUUGCACCCUAAUUGCCGCCUGUGUGAUAAAGAGUUUCCUUCGAGAAUGGAAUGGGUUGAACAUCGUUUAACACCGGAGCAUCUUCUUAACAUCCAUGAGCUUACAGAGGGAAAGAUUGGCGGGGCUAAUGGCAUGGAGGUAAUGGAGAACGAAAACGACGACGUCGACUUAGAACCAAUCUUGGAGGAGCCGCUCCAAAUGGAGGUAGAAAAUCCGAUUCUCGAGCUGGACGACAAUUUAGAUGGGAUGCAGAAUCUUCUGCCGGCGUAUAAGAAAGACCGACCGGUAUCCACAAAAAGUUUGAAACCGUUUUCCGGCUUUAUGUGCGAACUUUGUAACAGGAGCUUCGCAGAUGAAAAGGACGCUCAGGAUCAUUUGAAAACUAACCGUCACUACUUUAAAUUCAUUGAAGCAGUCAAAGAGAAAUAUCAUCGCAAGGAGAAGAAAGAGAGGAGGGAGCGCGAAGAGAAGGCCAAGAAGGAGAAGGAGUUGGAGGAAGAGUCGCAAAACGGAGAAGUCGAUGAAGGAAAAUCUUCUGAUCAACAAGGUGAAGAAGGAGGAGGGGACCAGGACAUGUAUGAUCCUGAGGAAGUCACCAACGAAGAGGAUGCGUCGAUGAACGAAGCCAGCCAAGAGGAAGAAAGCGUUUUGGAAAAUUUGGAAUCAUCCCAGGAAGAACAGGAGCCUGAAGACGUCAAAGGUAAAGUGGAGCCGACGCAGGAAUUGAGUGAGCAAGAACAGGAGACGGUGGACGUCAACGUAGAGCCGGAACCGGAGCCGGAGAAAGUGGAAGUGAAAAUAGAACCAAAGAAAUCGCCGGUCAGGAAAGCGGCGGCCGCCUCAAAGCCCGCUCCCGCGUCCGUAAAAAAGGCAAUAGCCAAAAAUGGGGCUGGGCCCAGAAGUAAGAAGGCGCGUAAGCAGUAAUUGGUAAACGUGGUUGCUGUACAUUUUUCAGCAAUUGUUGAUACCUAAUCUUUUGGUAGUAUUUUCAUAUUUUUUUAACUUUGCACCUUGUGUGCGCAUAGCGUUUUUUAUAUUUUUGGUGACUUGCUUUGGACUAUUUUUGUUUCUAAUGUACAAUCUGUUUUUCUAAUAAGUGUCCAAUAUGGCGAAUUUCACGUUUAAUAACUUUUAGGUGACUAGUAUCAACUAUCCAGAAUUAGCAAAAACAAAAAUAAAUUUUGGAGCCCCAGAUCUCAAACACUCGGACACUUAUUUAAAAACACUCUAUGUAUUUACGACUGUAUGUAUAUUGAAUGCGGGAAGCACUUCAUCUCAAAAUUGGUUAAUCGAACUUUUAUCCAGUGUAUGGCUUUAGUGUUUUUAAUUUACAUAUUUUCCAUUAGGAAGUUUACAAUUUCAAUAUAUUAGAUUAUGUGUAUUAAUAAGUAAUAUACAAUUAUAAGUAAAA